Messenger RNA from Labrus bergylta (ballan wrasse), 10100 nucleotides. It is a transcript of the gene usp31, whose product is annotated as ubiquitin specific peptidase 31. Lineage: Eukaryota; Metazoa; Chordata; Actinopteri; Labriformes; Labridae. Gene Ontology annotation, molecular function: cysteine-type deubiquitinase activity. Gene Ontology annotation, biological process: protein deubiquitination. The record is from RefSeq and is a predicted model, not a curated record.
UUUAAAUUAUGCUUAACUCUGAGAAAGACCUUUUUUUGUAAAAAAAAAAAAAAUGCUCCUCUUCGCUCAGGUGAGCCAAUAAACCCCAAUGCUGUCAGCGUGUAACUUCAGCCAGAUGGCGUCAAUGCUGUCUACAUGGUUAAAAUUGAGCCGCAAGUAGCAGCCGGUGAUCUGGCUUUGCCUCUUCACACGACACCUCUGUGCGAGAAGUCCGGCCGUGAAAGGCGAAAUCAUGUCUUGCAAAGCCGCAACCAAGGACAAGAAGUCGAGCUUCAGCAAGAAGCUGUUCAGGCGAGGCUCUGUGCGCUCUGUGGGCAGUUUUAUGAGCAGAGUCCUGAGAACCCUCACAGCCUUGUCCCACUUUGGAUCUGAGGUGCCAACUGAGGAGGACAAAGAUGACGGGGGCUUCUCCACUUUCAAAUCUGGCAGCAAAGACGUGCGCAUGGAUGAUGGGGACCUGGGGGGUUUCCUGUCUCGAGAGAAGAUCCCUGGAGUGUCAGGUCUGAAAAACCACGGCAAUACCUGCUUCAUGAACGCAAUUCUGCAGUGCCUCAGUAACACUGAACUCUUUGCUGAGUACCUCGUCUUGGAGCACUACAAAGACGAGGAGCUGGACGAGGACAGGCCAAAGACAAACGGUCUACUCCUGCAGAAGAAGGGCCCUCUUAGCAAAGGAGAGGUUACAGAGCAAUUGUCAGGACUUGUGCGGGCUUUGUGGACCUUUGAGUACACCCCCCAGCAUAGCAGAGAUUUCAAGAAUGCCGUGUCGAAAAAUGCCACCCAGUUUAAAGGGCACGCUCAGCAUGACGCUCAAGAGUUUCUGCUGUGGCUGCUGGACAGAGUGCACGAAGACCUCAACACAGUCAACCCAAGUAGCAGGCCUGCUAUAAAGCCACCUAUUGAAGAGGAUGACCAAAGCUUAGAGGGCCCUUCCCCUCCCCUCUCUGCUGGGUCAUUUGUACAGGAACUUUUUCAGGCGCAGUACAGAUCCUCUCUCACGUGUCCACAUUGCCAAAAGCAGAGCAAUACGUUCGAUCCAUUCCUCUGCAUCUCCUUACCCAUCCCACUGCCACACACACGGCCCCUGUAUGUGACGAUGGUGUACCAGGGGAAGUACUCACACUGUAUGAGGAUCGGGGUUGCUGUUCCCCUCAACAGCACCGUCUAUCGCCUCAGAGAUGUGGUGUCACGUGAGACAAAGAUCCCUAUGGACCAGUUUGUUUUGACGGAAAUGUACUAUGAUGGAUUUCAUCGAUCAUUUUGCGAUGACGACGACGAUCUCGACAUUAUUCAAGAGAGCGAUUCCAUAUUUGCCUUUGAGACACCGGAGACCUUCAAACUGGAAAACAUACGCACAAAGAGAGGAAGUCUUCUGGCAAACUUAAAUCACAACAACUUGAAGUACGGGACAGAAAUCAGCAGGACUCCGUCUUUCAUGCAGGGGGCCAUGACUCCUUUAACCGCAUCCCCAAAUAAAAACCUGGGACCAGAAAAAAUCAUUCUUCUGGUGUGCAACAGAGCUUGUUCUGGCCACCAAGGGAAGAGGUUUGGGCUACCUUUUGUACUGUACAUGGAGCGCACUGUGACCUGGGAUGCUCUGCAGAAAGAGAUCCUGGAGAAAAUGCGUCAUCUGCUCAGGCCUGGCGUCUACAUUCAGGUUGGACCUUUCAGUCUUCGAGUCGUAGGCGUUGUUGGUAUCACCUACCUCCUUCCUCAAGACGAGCGCCCACUGUGUCAUCCCACUGUUGAUAGAGCAUACAAGUCCUGUGGACAGGGAGGACCCCCACAUGUGAAGAUCGUGGUGGAGUGGGACAAAGAGACCAAGGACUAUCUGUUUGGACACACUGAGGAGGAGUACAUUCCUGAUGCUGAGAGUGUGUAUCUGCACAGGGAGCAACAUCAUCAGCCACAGGCCUGCACCCUCUCUCAGUGCUUCCACCUCUACACUAAAGAGGAGCAGCUGGCCCCAGACGAUGCCUGGCGCUGUCCCCACUGCAAGCAGCUGCAGCAAGGCCGCAUCAAGCUCAGCCUGUGGACGCUUCCGGAUGUGCUCAUCCUGCAUCUCAAGAGGUUCAGACAGGAGGGAGACCGCAGGGUGAAGAUGCAGAACAUGGUGAGGUUCCCGCUGAUGGGCAUGGACAUGGCACCUCAUGUGGUGAAGAGAAGCCAAAGCAGCUGGAGUUUACCCUCCCAUUGGUCGCCAUGGAGACGGCCAUAUGGCCUGGGAAGAAACCCAGACGACUACCUGUAUGACCUGUAUGCUGUGUGCAACCACCAUGGGAACAUGCACGGAGGCCAUUACACAGCCUACUGUAAGAACUCCAUUGAUGGUCAGUGGUACUGCUUUGAUGACAGUGAGGUUUCACCAGUAGCUGAUGAUGACGUGUGCCAGCAGACGGCCUACAUACUGUUCUACCAGAGGAGGACGGCUAUCCCCUCCUGGUCAGCCAACAGCUCUGUUGCUGGUUCCACCAGUUCCUCCCUGUGUGACCACUGGAUCAACAGGUUACCCGGCAGUAGGCCUGCUAGCUUGGCCUCUGGAGCCUCAUCCAGACGUACCUCUCUGGCAUCAUUGGCAGAGUCUGUAGAGUUUCCAGGAGAACGCAGUGAAGAUGACGGAGGAUUUUCUGUCCGGCCUUUUGUGAGGAGCAUUCAGCGUCAAAGCUCGUCCUCCAGGUCGUCCAUCGCUAGUCCUUUAGCCCUCAGCGACAGCGGGAUGAAACCUUCGUGGUCUCUCUCUGCUAAGCUGCAGAUGAGAUCCAACUCUCCCUCACGUUUCUCCCUCGACUCCCGAUGUUCUCCUCCUCUGGAGAAGAUCGGGGAAGCCUGUGAUGACAAAGUUUCCACGUCCUGCUUUGGCAGCUACAGCAGACACGAGCGCUACUUUGGCAGCAGGACUCCCACGUCCAUGAUGGAAAGCAACUUCAGUGAGCCGGAAAACAGUAAAAGGUUCCUUGACAUGAUGUACUGCAGGGCUCCCACUCCAGUGGACAAGAGGAGCUCCAAAAAUGAGCAUACUGAAAACAACAACCAGAUCACAGCUAUAGACCAAAACAUUCUACCGACCCAAGGUACUCCCUCCAAAGAACAAAAACGCAAGAGCAGCAUCGGAGGAUUCGGCUCAAAAGCAGAAAGCUCGGCGAAGAGUUCCAGCAAAGAGGAGCAGGAAAAAAGCUCCAAAAAACGCCUGUGCUCAACCCAUAAGACCUCCAGUCCUGAGACAUCUUCCGGUACGCCUGUGAAAGGUAAAAAGAUGAGCAAUACUAAAGAAAAGAGUGUAAAUGCCAAGAAUAGCCCAUCUACCCCCAGUGGAACCCCCUCCAAACGAAAGGAGGCAGCUAAACCUCAGGAGGCAACGCCACAAUACAAGCAAUGUGUCCGCUCCACCCCUCAGUCCUCAGCAUCUCCCUCGCCAACUGCAAAGAAAGCCCCCAGCGUCGCCGAGAAAACUACCGCGAGUAGUCGGAAAAAGAUGGUCGAAAGGAGUUACAGCAGAGAUUCUAUGCACACGAGCCCCCUGGUGGACAACCUCAGGAGCUCGGUCGGUCGCUCUUCGCUGUCCAAGAGCGGAGAAAGCAACCGCACUGACAGGAGAUUUGUGAGGAGCUCCAGCAGCAGCUCUUCUGUCACCAGCCUGCGCUCCCCCAGCGUCUCCACCAGGGACCUGCAGCGCAGCAGCAAAACCGAGGAAAAAGGGUUGUCCUUCUUCAAGAACGCCCUCCGACAAAGGGAAAGCCGCCGGUCGGCUGACUUAGGGAAGAGCUCCCUGCUCGCCAAGAAGACCUCAGAAAGGACAAGUAAGCAAAACGGGCAAGCCAAGGACGCGGGCGGUGAUAACGGAAAGACGGGAGAUGCUGCGUCUUCCAAGACCCCUGCAGAGACUCAAGGGGGUGAUACAAAAUCAGCCAAGAAGGAGUCUUCCAAGACCCCCAGCUCUCUCAGCCGCACGCUGUUAAACGUUGGCAAAUCCAAGUCUUCCAUUUCUGAAGUAAGUCUCAAGUCUCCCACUAAUGGGAAGAAGCCUCCCGAAAGGAUGGCGUCUUUCCAGAAGCUGUCAUCGAGCAUGCAAUCUCCUGCACGUACAACACAGAGGCCUCAAUGACGAUUCAUGCAAGUAACAAUGAGUACUGAACAUAAUGCAGCUUUUUUUUUCUUUGUGCCUAUGUUUCAGUGAGCACCAGUGUAUUUGUGAAGAGACAUUUUUUUGAUGAUAUGGUUUUGUUCAAUGGCGUCGAAUGCGUAUGCUUUUGAGCUCUGAAUGUUGGCAGCCAGCUCUGAGUCAUUUUUGUUUAACUGGAAAAAAAAGAGAGGCCUGUACAUCAUCAUCAUAUUAAGGUGCCAAACAGUUGCCUGGUAUUCUGCCAAAACGCGUUUAAAAGCAGUGCAGAUUGUCUCCAAUUACACCUUGGAGCAUUAGGACUGACUUUGAUAAGGAUGACUGCUUGACAUAUUAGAUGUUUUCUAGCAUGGAGGAUUAAUGAUCCAAACACAUUCAGCUGUAUGUCACACCCCCUCCGAUUGUGUGCACUUGAGAACUAUUUGACAGCUGACAAAAUUCACAAUUUGAAUCUUGAAUUCCAAUUAUCUUUCCGUCACACAAAUGCUUUUUAUAUCUUUGCAUCGCUGCAAACAGUGAUUUUAGCUUGCAUGUGAAAUCUCUAAUAUAACGAGCAUCCUAUCCUUUUAAAGACACAAAGGGUGUAAGUACGCUGGCUGCCUGUCACAGCAUUUAAAACUCAACAGCAUCAGAAACAAAACUUUAAAAUCAAAGUCGUUUCUCUGGACAAAUACUGAAACUGAGCGCACACACACACACACCUAGAAGAGUUUCAUUCCCAAACGAUUGUGGCUGAGCGUUAGCAUUCGUUUUCAUCGAUCAACACACAACCCGUCGGUCCGUCCCUUUCUCUUUACUUCUCAUGCGUUUGGUAAGAAAGGGGUAAGGCUGGUUUUAUGUAAAGAUAUUCAUAGGAACAAAGACUACAUUUAGAGAUAAGUAAAUUAACGCGUUGUUUCAUGGUGAUGUAAAACAGAACUACAGAUGUGAUGCUGGACCAAAACAGAAAAAGGUUUUAAGAAUCGGUACACACAUUGUUGUGAAACUUUCCAAUAUUUUCCACUUAUUAUUUUCUUUAAUAAUCAUACUUUUUGGAUAGACGCGUAUUUUAUCACAUGCUUAUUUGGGGUUAACUCCUUUUCUUUCUUUUUUUUGAGGAGGUGGUGAGUUUUGGAAUGAAACCCUUUUCAAAUCAAAGAAUAUAAAUAGAAAUAUAUACGUGUCUGUACAGAUGUUGACAAAGUAUGUCGUAUAUAACUCGUCUUUUCUUUCCAUAAGCAAGAAGAAAAUGAUCUUAAGCGCCUUUCAAUACUUCCAAUACUGUACAUGGAAACAAGUAAUUGCCUUUGGCAACAUUGUAGUCUACUACUGUAUGCAUCACUGAGUAGGAAUGUUGUAUGGUUUGCACUUUGUAUAGAGAAAGUAGUUUUCUUUGACCCAGAACAUUCAUAUUUAUAGAGAUAUAUAGAUACACACUAACUUAACGAUGUCAUGAUCUCAUUGGAAUGUGUUCAUGAUUUAGACAUGUUGUAAAGUGGUGUGAACAGGCCUUAGACUUGAAAUGGUAAAAGGGUACAUUCAUCUCAAUGUUUUUAGGGGUCAUAUAUGUUAAAAAAAACAAAAAGGCUCCUUCACUCCACCUGGUGCUGUAACAGACUGAUGCUCCUCUAGCAACAAUUAUUCAAUGGAAAAAAAACUUCCAAUGCUGAUGUUGAAAACUGUGACCACACACUUCAGUGAAAGUCUGCAGCAUUUCUCCUAACUUGCGGUACCUCGUAGGAGAGUAAUAAUACUUUUCACAUUGUUUUCUUCAUCAGGCUGAAAGUGAAAAUCAAUAAUGAGCCAUUUCAUGAAUCCUAGAACUACCUUGAUACACGUCCUUGAGUUUGUCCUAAUAUGAACGUGCUGGCUGACUUUUCUGCAUGGGUGUAUUUACGGCAGCUGUCAUGACUCUGGCUGGUCUCGUUGGGAACAAUCAUCUUUAUUAACAACUGCAAUAUUCAUGACAUGAGAUACCAGCAUAGAGUCUGUUUUUAUUGAGUGAAUGUGUUAACGCUAAUCUAAUCCGAGCAUUAGUACGUUUUUACUUAACACAUGAACAUUUUCUAUCUCAGCUGUUUCUCUGUAGCAUCUUCCAGGUUUACAUCAGUUCUCAGAUGGUUUCCGAGGAAAUUCCACCCUGAGUAGGGUUUAUUGUUUGUUAUUUUGAUGGCCUGAGCAGGGUUUGAGCAAACAAGGCAGCCUUCAUGUCCAACCACAAGUUUUCAAUCUUCAUCUCAUUUAGUUAAAAAAAAAACUAAAAAGCUUUGAGGGAAACGACUUAUAUCAUGUUUUGGGGUUGAUAGCAUGAUUUAAAAAAAGAAGCUAAAUUGUGACUUCUGUUUCAUUGAUAUUAAAUAUCAAAGCCAAAGAAAAAACAGAACUGAACACAGGGUAAUUAUAGAUUAUGUUUCCUGUGAAACCAGAGCCAGAAAUCUGACAUUUAGAGGAAAUAAAAAAAGUUCUCCAUUAGCUUCUAAAAACAUCGAUAUAGCCAAAGAAUGAACGUAUCUUUGUGACCUUCGAUGACUUUACACAGUGUGCUGCCUGUAACUUCAGACUAGGAAUCAUCUGCUGUGAUAUUUCUGUCUGCACACUUCUCAUGUAGGAGCUCUGUUUUCUCUGCGGGACUUUUUUUUUUUUUUUUUAAACAGCAGACCAAAAAGAGCGGCUACAUUGCUCAAGCCCUCAUUGACCAUUAAAAUAACACGGUGAUGUUUUAAAAGUGGUGGUUUUUCCCCUUUAGCUGCUCUUUUCUACUUUUCAUUGUAAUCUAUCAGGAACCUAUGCAUGGCACUUUGGAUCAAGGCAGGACCAUUUAAAAAAAAAAAUUGGCUUUUAGCAUCUUUUUGUUGUUUUAAGCUAAGCAUUUAGGAUGUGGUGGCUUGUGUACAUUUUUGAACAUCUGCUCCUCCUCUUGCUUCAGAAGAUGUUUCAUGGACUUAUCCAUUCACUAAGGGUAGAGCAGUAGGAUGUUAGGCCCCACACUUUACAGUUUGCAAUGUGAGUCACCAUAUUUUUUUUUUUUUUAGCAAAACUUAACUUUAUAUGAGCAAAUGACCGGAUUCUUUUUCUGAACGCUGCAUAUGCAUUCAUAAGAAUCGUUUCCAUGGCUACCAUAUUGCCUGCAUAACUGUUUUGUAUUCGUUCAGCUCAUUCAUGAUCUGAAGUCUGCAGCACAGAUGGUGUAAAAAGUUCAAUGUAUAUGAUUUGAAUGUCUACAGUUUCACUUCGGUCCUGUUUUAAGUAACAGGAACCUCCGGGUGAUUACACACAAAACAUCACACUUUAAGACACACAUGGGCGACAUAGUAGUGGUAGAGCUAUAAUCCUGUUUUAUAAUGUUCAGCAAUUAGACUUUAGGAGCAAUAGCUUCUAAAUACAAAAAAAAAAAACAGAACAUGGCUGACUCAUUGAAUUGCAGACAACUACCGUACUCAUUAUGACCCGUGUGUCCGCAACUGUUGAAACACGAUGUCAGAAUCAGCGCAUACUGUUUAAGAGAAAGAAUCACCAUCUUCACAGACUAGAUUUAGCACCCUAGCUUUCUUCACUGCACUUACAGUCUGUUAUUUUUUAUUUGUCGUCAGAGGACAGAAUUAAGAAUGAUUAUGGGAUGCAGUAUUGCAUGAAAACGCUAAUGCAUGUACUUCAUUAACUAUGCAAGCCUGUGCCGCUGUAAAGUAGAAAAAAAAAAAGCUGAGCGCGGCUGGUGUAUUCAAUCGCUUAAUUUGCACACCAUUCAUCUAUUUAGACCCUUUAGUACAGAAUACUCUAUCUGUACAGUAAAAGCAUUACACUUAUAAAGAAUGCCUAUAUAAAGAUCGCUUUAAUGCCACGACUGCUUUGAGCAUUAAACCAUUUUUUUUUAAUGUUUUAAUUUAGUUUCGUCUUAUUUUAUGAUUGAAUUCUGCUGAUCUGUGCUCUCUGGGUGCUCCUACCACAACCUGCUGGGUUACUGUUUUUCUUUUUUUCAGGAUCAGAUGUUUAAUACUUACAGUUGUACACCAGCAGUCAACACUAUACAUGUCAUUCAUCUCUCUGUGGUUCCUGAAUAGCCUCAUGUAUGUUGUAAAAGAAAGCCUUUCAUUGAUUCACUCUUGUGAUACGUUUGUGACGCCCUGUUGAAAUGUUCUCUGCUGCGUCAAAGAUGUGGCCAGUUACUUAUAUAAAGGUAAUGCAAAUAAUUCAAAUAUAUAUAUAUAGAUAUACAAUACAGCUAAAUGCAAUAAAGAGAGCUAGUACAUUUGUAGUUUUAUAUGACAGUAAGUGAUGAAAAAUGGCAUUAAAAUGUAAAUGUUCAGUUGUUUUUUAGUAUUUAUGUCACAUCAUUCAUUUUAACCCUGAUGUGAAUUUUAUUCUUUUAUAUUCCCAGCAGUCUGUUUAUCAGCAAACGAAAGGCAACUUCCUUACAUGCUGUAAAAGCUGCAGCGCUCCAUGUUUCUGAUAACCACAUCAAUCAGUGCACUCGUUAAAAUGCGUACAGGUCUCCCUGCAGAAGUUAAUUAAGAUUACAGAGUUCCUGUUGUUGUUGUUGUUGCUGUCGUCGUCGUGACACAGCUGUUUUUGUUUUGUCGCUAACAAAGUCAAAGAAAGUUCCACGCUCUAAAGAGGAAACCAUAAAUGAAUAUAAUGAUCUGCAACGUUUCUGCUCAGGCAUUUUACCACCGAGUCAAGGAAACUCGGACUACAACAUCCUACUGGUUAACAGUAGCUGUUAAAAAGUGUCUUCAUUUGUCAUUUGGUUUUGGACUUUGGUAACACUUUCAAUUAAGGUCACAAUAUUCCCCAUUAUCUACAGUAGUUGCUUGUUAGCCUGCUAACUGUUAGCAUACUGACUGCCUAUUAGUCAUUAUUAAGCACUUAUUUCUACAUUAUUCUUUAUAAGCAGUGCUUCUCAACUGGUCUAGCCUCGGGACCAACUACCAACUCCCUUUUGAAAAUUGCCACCCAAAUUUUGGAUACUUCUCAACCAACCAGAUUGAGUUAAUAACAAUUUGUACAGUUUGGACCUCAGACGGUCAUUAACUAGGAGUUUCCUCUUAUUACUACUCAUUGAUAGUAAGUUAGGAAGUCGUUGAACAUGAUUCUAAUAUUCUUACUUUUACCUUAUAAAGGCUGUACUAAGCAAAGCAUAUUAAGAUGAUAAUGUAUGGUCAACAACUUCAUAACUUACUCUCUAAAGGCAGUUAUUAGGAAGGCAAACUCUUAGUUAAUGACCUAGUACUUAUGGUCAUAUAGAAUAAGGUAUAAAUAAGCACUUAAUAAUGACUAAUAAGCAACACCUGUAGUUAAUGGUGAGUAUUGUGACCUGAAUUUAAAGAGUUACCCUGACUUUGUUUCAGGGUUAGAUAUGUAAGACUUUUAGUGGUAUUUUUUUAACACUACAAACAGAUGAUGCGGAGACGUUUCCGAAGCCUUAAGCCAGGAGAAUUGUAAUGAAAGUGUCGAUAUUUUUUUUUUUUUUAAUGAUACUAAGGAGCUGUGUAAUGAACGAAUGCCAUGACUCUCAUUUACAGCUCCUAAAGCAAACAAUGAACACUACAGUGCUAAAUGAUUAGCAUGCCUCCCCUUUGAACUUUUUGUCUUUGACUUUUUUUUUUUUUUUUUUUUUUUUUUUUAACCAUCAUUUGUAAAGUCUUUUGUAAAGUCCUGUUUGUUGCAUUCAUUAAGAGUUUUACUGUAUUCAUGUUUGUGAGCUUCACGGGGUUGUUUUGUACAUCUGCAAAGUCUGGAUGGGCCCUAAUGUUUCUAUUUUGAUUUCUUAUUAUAUUUUUUACAUGUAAGCCUUUAUUCCAGUGCUCGCCUCUUUUGACUUCUAAGAGUUUAAGACUCUGUCUGAGUCUUGUAUGUUAAUUUAUUUCUUUUUUUAUCAUCAUUUAUGCACUUUUUUUAAUGUUUCUUUGGAUUUCUCUAAAAGGACAAAUGUGUACAUACUUCGUUGUUUUACCCAUGCAAGUACAAUUAAAAAAAAUCUGAUUAAAAAAAAUAUUGAAACAGUUAA